Molecule: messenger RNA, 5458 nt
Organism: Doryrhamphus excisus (bluestripe pipefish)
Lineage: Eukaryota; Metazoa; Chordata; Actinopteri; Syngnathiformes; Syngnathidae
Gene: pgbd5
Product: piggyBac transposable element derived 5
Biological process (GO): non-replicative DNA transposition
Cellular component (GO): nucleus
Molecular function (GO): transposase activity
Source: RefSeq, a predicted model, not a curated record
AAAUAUUUCAGAAUCCUUUCGGCAAGACCCUUAGCCAGGUGCUCCGAAUCCAUCCGAGUGGAAGGUGUUGCCUUCUUACGAGAUCGUGACUACUUCCGCGGAGAAGGAGGAGGAGGAGGAGGGAGGGAGGGAGGAUUCACCAUCACCAACGCAGAGAGAGAGAUGGCGGAGUGCGGCCGGAAGGCGCUGUCCCUCCUGGAGGCGGCCCGCUCCCGCUACGAGAGCCUGCAGAUAUCCGACGAUGUGUUCGGUGAGUCCGGCGAUGACAGCAGCGACAACCCGUUCUACAGCACCUCCGGAGACUCGGACUCGGAUAACUACAUAGCGGAGGUCGGUGAGGAGGAACAGCAGCAGCAGCACCACCACCAUCAUCAUCAUCAUCACCAUCACCACCAGAGACGAGGCGACAGAGAGAGCUCGCAUGGCGGGGGAGCAGGAGGCGGCAGCCCGGGUCCGCCGGGCUCUCUGUCCCGGAGCCAAGCAGAGGAGGAGGGCUGGACGGAGACCCUACAGGAUGUCACGGUGCCGCCGUAUAAAGGCUCUUACGGUCCAGCCCAGAAGAUGCCAGGCACGGCCACCGCCUUGGAUUUCUUCCAGCUCUUUGUCCCUGACAACUGCAUCCAAAACAUGGUCACCCAGACCAACAUGUACGCCAAGAAGUUCCAAGAACGCUUCGGUUCAGACGAUGGCUGGCGUCCCGUCACGGCCCAAGAGAUGAAGGCCUUCCUGGGCUUCGUCACCUCCACCAGUGUGCACCACUGCGAGUCGGUGCUCAGCAUCUGGAGCUCGGGCUUCUUCAGCAACCGCAGCAUCGCCCUGAAGAUGAGCCAGGCGCGCUUCGAGAAGAUUCUGAAGUAUUUCCACAUCGUGGCCUUCAGGCCAUCGCAGGGGAGCAACCAAGGUCUGUACAAGAUCCAGCCCUUUCUGGACUCGCUGCAGCAGUCGUUCAACUGUACAUUCCGACCUUCACAGACCCAGGUUCUCCAUGAACCCUUGAUAGACGAGGACCCGAUCUUCAUCACCACCUGCACGGAACGAGAGCAGAGGAAGAGGAAGAAGAGGAAGUUCAGUCUUUGGGUUCGACAGUGUACCUCCACCGGCUUCAUCUGCCAGCUCUCCGUGCAUCUGAAGGAGGGCCAAGGUGGAGACGCUUUGGCCGCCCUGAAGAACAAACCUCAGCUGCACAGUCUGGUGGCCAAGCAGCUGUGCCAGAACAUCUCUGGAAAGAACACCAUCGUCUUCACGGGACCGUCAAUCACCAGCCUCGGACUCUUCGCCGAAUUUAGCAAGCAAGAUAUCUACUGCUGUGGUCUGCUGAGCACCAGAAAGAGCGACUGCACGGGCCUGCCGCAAAGCAUGCUGGUCUGCAGCUCCACGCCGGCGCAACGCGGCCAGUGGCGGGUGAUGAUGCAAGGCAGCAUGUCGCUCAUCAGCUGGUACAACAAGGGACACUUCAGGUUCCUCACAAACGCCUACUCUCCCACCAAACAAGGUUUGAUCAUCAAGAGGAAAAGCGGCGAGGUUCCGUGUCCUCUGGCGGUGGAGGCCUUUGCGGCGCACCUCAGCUACAUCUGCAAAUACGACGACAAGUUCAGCAAGUACUUCAUCUUCCACAAGCCCAACAAGACGUGGCAGCAGGUGUUCUGGCUGAGCAUCAGCAUCGCCAUCAACAACGCGUACAUCCUCUACAAGAUGUCCGACGCCUACGCCGUCAAGCGCUACAGCCGGGCGCAGUUUGGGGAGAGACUGGUCAAAGAGCUGCUGGACGUCGACGACUGCUCGCCCACGCCGUGAGAAGAAACGGCGGCGAGGGUGGCCUGGAUGGAUAGAUGGAUGGAUGGUUGGUUGGUUGUCAGUCAGGAGCCAAUACGCCCCCACACCCCCCCCCCCCCCCCCACACACACACACACAUUCACACACCUCCUCACACAUGUACAGACUGUAUGUCACCAUGCUGAAGCAGUGCCAACUCUUCCUCAGUUGUUGUAUUGUAAAUGAUAUUGUAAACACCACUUAGACAGUAGGAGGAGUCAACAGCGAGGGAGAAUGAUGAUGAUGAUGAAGACGAAGAGGAGCAUUUCGACCCCUUUAAAUGUCCACAAGUUGACAUGAGAACAUAAAAAAUGUUCCAUUGUUUGCUACAAGCAUCCCAAAGGAAGCUUAUUAUACUUUUACAUGUGACAAUGAUUUUUCUUGCGUUACGUUAGAACCGGGGGUGUCCACACUGCGGCUCCAUGGCUUCCUUCAAAUCAGGCACCCAUUCUCCUUUUUUUUGGUAUUUGUUCACAAGGAUGUGGGCAAACACUAUAAAAAAAAGGUUUAUUGACAACUUUUAUUUGCAAAACCUUCCCGGUGGAGGUAAUGUUGCUAGGUAACAAACUCCAUAAUCGCAAAAAAAAAAAUCAACAAAUCAAAUCUUUUGCACUCAAAUCUAACUGUGAAUUAGCUGAGUGGGUAUUAUUUAUUACAGGGGUGUCCAAAGUGCAGCCUGGGGACACGUACUAAGGAUGUUAUUAAAAAAAAAAAAAAAAGUAACAGCAAUAAUCUUGGAAAACUCGGUUGUAAAAAAACGUAUGUUACGAGAAUAAAGUCAAAAUACAAGAAGAAAGUUGACAUACUUUAAAAACAGCUGUAAUUUCACAAGAAUAAAGUCAUGAGAAGAAAAAAAAAGUGAAUUUUAUGCGAAUAAAGUCAGGAUAUGAGGAAAAGUAACAUAAUUCUACUAGCAUUCAGUUAAAAUAUUAAAGAAAAAUGUUUUUAAAGUCAUAAUGUUAUGAAAAACUGAAAUAUUAGGUUGUGGAAAAAGUGGUAAUAUUACAGGAAUACUGUCAAAAUAUUACAGGAAUAAAGUCAUAAUAUUACAAGAAGGUUGAAAUACUUUAAAAACAGCAGUAAUUUCACAAGAAUAAAUUAAUGAAGGAAAAAAGUGAAUUUUAUUAGAAAAAACUCAUAUUAGGAAACGUAACGUAAUUCUACUAGCAUUCAGUUGAAAUAUUAAAUUAUUUUUUUUUAAGUCAUAAUAUUACAAUAAGGUUGAAAUACUUUAAAAACAGCUGUAAUUUCACAAGAAUAAAGUAAUGAAAGGAAAAUGUGAAUUUUAUUACAAAAAACUCAUUAUAUUAGGAAAAGUAACGUAAUUCUACUAGCAUUCAGUAGAAAUAUUAAAUAAUUUUUUUAAGUCAUAAUAUUAUGAAAUAUUAGGUUGUGGAAAAAAGUGGUAAUAAUACAGGAAUACUGUCAAAAUAUUAUGGGAAUAAAGUCAUAAUAUUACAAAAAGAAGGUUGAAAUACUUGAAAACAGCUGUAAUUCGACUAGCAUUCAGUUGAAAUAUUAAAGAAAAAAAAUGUUUUAAGUUAUAAUAUUAUGAAAUAUUAGGUUGUGGAAAAAGUGGUAAUAUUACAGGAAUACUGUCAAAAUAUUACGGGAAUAAUGUGAGCAUUACGAGAAGAAAAUUCAUCACAAAGCGGAGAUGCAGGCUAUUUAUUCUUGAAAUAUACAGCAUGUAACCUCCAAUCAUAUCUACAGUACAUGUGUGGCUUUAUAAAGUUGCAUCUUUUCAUUUGUCAUUAUGUGACCCUCGCUGUUGAAACCUUGGACACCCCCCAUUGCUUUAUGAGAACGGGGGGAGAUUGUGUAAAUGUGCACUGACGAUGGAAUUAGGCCAAGCUAAUAAGUGUCACCCUCGCUUUAGAGUUGAUAUCUUGUUUACAAAUCACAGUUAUGUGUAUAUCACGCAGACUCAAGAUUGUCAUUUUUAAAUCUUAUCACUAAUCCAAAGCAAUGUUGUCGUGUGUGUGUGUGUGUGUGUGCGCGUACUGCUAAAUGUCACACAUCCAAGUAGGAUCUUCACUUCCUGUCACCUUCUAAAUGUCAAACACAGCAGCGUAUGCUAUUCCUAAAGCCUCUAUUUAUGAUUAAAGCAACGGUAUGGAAGAAUUUUCCUGUCAAAUGACCAUGACGGCUUGUUAUAGGGAGAUUUUUAUCGCCAUGGCAACACCAGAUUACCUAUUUUAGUGCUAUUUAUAAAUAUUAGAGGUGUUAUGAGAUUGGGUCUACGAGAAAAAAAUGAGACGAGAUUUUAACAUUACUUUUAAGAAGAAUACACGGCGGUCGAGUGGUUAGCACGCAGACCUCACAGCUAGGAGACCAGGGUUCAAUUCCACCCUCGGCCAUCUCUGUGUGGAGUUUGCAUGUUCUCCCCGUGCACGCGUGGGUUUCCUCCGGGUACUCCGGUUUCCUCCCACAUUCCAAAAACACGCUAGGUUAAUUGACGACUCCAAAUUGUCCAUAGGUAUGAAUGUGAGUGUGAAUGGUUGUUUGUCUAUAUGUGCCCUGUGAUUGGUGUACCCCGCCUCUCGCCCGAAGACACCCCCCACGACCCUUGUGAGGAAAAAGCGGUAGAAAAUGAAUGAAUGAAUGAAUAUACUAAUUCACUUUCGACUUCGGUACACCUCUUCUAUGUGUACGCCAGCGGCCCCGCCUCCACCCACCGAGACAAAGCUGUUGUUCUGAGAUUAAUGAACCCUCUUCCUGCCUGUUUGGAGGCCAGAGACGAGGAAAACCGACACGUAUGCAAUAUAUGGAUUGUGUCAGGCAGUUUUUUUUUCUGAAUCAGUAAUUUGUGACACCUCUAAUAAUUAUGCUAUAUGACCAAAAAAUAAUAAUUCAACAGAAGUACUAAAAAAAAAAAAAACAUAAAAUAUUUUUUUUCCAACUAUAAAAUGUUUUAGCCCUUUUGUUGUGUUUUCUUAAUCAAAUUAACACCUCAUACAUCCCAUCUUUUUUUAAUAAUCUGCAAUAUUUUUGUUGUGUUUUAGCCAUGUAAGGAGCUCUGUAAGGAAAACAAUAAUAAUAACAAUAAUAAUCCACUGUGUGUAGUGCAAAGAAAAGGACAAAGAAAACGAAUUUGGUGUCAGGACCGGAAGGACAAAGUCUUACAAACACUUAAGAGGCUUCCCGUUCAGCCAUUUUAAAACAAUUAACAAAUAAAUCACCCUAGCUGUGUGGUAUGUGAUGUGCAGUGUGUGUGAGUGUGUGUGUGUGUCUUCAUUGUGUUGUGUAUAUCUGUGCAGUGCUUCACCAAACAUCCAGAGUCGGUAAAGAUUGUGUACUAAUCAGCUCUGAACGUGUCAAGACAAUAAAUAAAGAGCGACCUCAGGGCUCCAUGACGAUAAUUAACUGCACUCAUCAGUAGUGACGCCAUCGAUAGCAAACUAACACGACAUUAUAUACGGUACAGUAGGUGGACGUGCUUACAGUAGAGGAUUACUGGGUGCUAUCGGUUUCGAGUAGAAUAUACAAAUUUUAGCAGCCGAGUCGAGGGUGCAAAAUGUGGUAAAAGGUGGUAUGAGACUAAGGAUAGAUGUGUGGGUGUGGGUGGGUGCUUAUGCAUGUAUUGUUAACACUGGGUUGAGUCAAAUGUGUACAAUAACUGGACCAAAUAAACUUGAGAAAUGUG